GCGGCUGGCUGGGUCAUCGAAGGCCCAUGCCCCAAUCAUCAUCGCCCGCCUUAGUGGGCCCCACGCCCGUUUCAGUUGGAGGCGGCCCAUACGGUCCACCGAGAACCCGGUCCACGCUACGCCAUCUUCCUCCGCUGACCUCUCAUCGUCGACGAAGGUAGGAUUCCGCCUCCGCCUCCGCCUCCCCCGCCCCGCCCGCCUGCGCCCUCGCCCGCCGCUGCAUUUUCGGUGGCCUCGCCGCGUGCGGCCGCGAGAAGUGGGAGGCUGCUGCGGUCCUCGCCCGCGUCUGCCCGUCGUCUCCACGUGGGGGCGUGCCCGGUACCGGCGCGACGAGAAGCCUUACGCCUGUUCAAGACGUCAGGUGUUGGUAUUUGGGUUGCAAUUGAGUGAUUGGGAAACCUGAUUGGACAGAAGCAUUGUUGGUCAACCAAUGGGAAGCAAUGACCCUAGCACACCCUCCAAGGCUUCAAAGGCAUCAAAACAAGUACUUGAAACAGUGGAUCAACCUCCAGCUACCACAUCCAGUGGAACAGUUUCAGUUUACCCUGAAUGGCCCAGCUUUCAGGCAUACCAAGCAAUUCCACCACAUGGGUUCUUCCCCCCUACCGUUGCUGCAAAUCCACAGGCCCAUUCAUACAUGUGGGGAGCUCAGCCCAUGGUACCACCUUAUGGGACUCCACCACCACCUUAUGUGAUGUAUCCACCUGGAGCAGUAUAUGCCCAUCCCUCUACACCUCCUACUAUGCAUCCGUUUAGUCAUUACCCUAUGCCAACAAAUGGACAUGCUGAAACUCCUGGAACCGCGCCAAGUGCUCCAGAAAUGAAUGGGAAAAGUGAGCCUGGCAGAACAUCUGCUCCAUCUGCCAAUGGGAUUACCUCGCACAGUGAGAGUGGAAGUGAGAGUGAGAGUGAAGGAAGUGAUGCCAAUUAUGAAAAUGAUUCACAUUCAAAGGACAAUGAUGGAAAGGAAGAUGGCAAUUCUCAGAAUAGCAUAUCUUAUUCAGCAUCACAAGGAGUGUUAAACCAAACCAUGGCGAUGCUUCCAAUACAACCGGGCGCAAUGGUUGGAGGAGUUUCUAGCUCCACAGCUAACUUGAAUAUUGGAGUGCACUACUGGGAAGCUCCAGGUUCUGCAGCUGUCUCUGCAACGCAUGGCAAAGCACCAGCUGGUUCAGCUCGGGGAGACCAAUGGGAUGAAAGGGAACUCAAGAAGCAAAAACGGAAGCAGUCUAAUAGAGAAUCGGCACGCAGAUCCCGGCUGCGCAAGCAGGCUGAGUGUGAGGAGCUUGGGCAACGUGCUGAAACUCUGAGGUCGGAAAACUCGUCUCUCAGGGCCGAGCUUGAACGGAUCAGAAAGGAGUACGAACAGCUACUUUCGCAGAACGCUUCACUCAAGGAAAAGCUGGGGGGCAGCAGUGACCCGAUUCCUGAUAUGAAUGAACAGAACGACGGCAACGGCAGCGACAAGAAGCAAUCUGAUUCCGAUGCCCAGCCUGGGAGCGAGUCUUGACCCGUUUAGCUCAGGAUCCUUGGGAAUGCACAUUGCUAUUUAUUUUCUCGAACAUGGUUGAACAGAACAUAGGAGAAAAAGAAUUGUUUAUGUAACUCUUACCCCUUGACUGCCUAAUGUCUCUGACGGCAUGUAUAUAAUGUAUGCCCUCACUGCUGAACUAGUACUAGUAAUUGAGGAAUUGCAGAUAUUGACA
Zea mays is the source of this 1706-nucleotide messenger RNA. RefSeq names its product transcription factor HBP-1a. NCBI's taxonomy places the organism in Eukaryota, Viridiplantae, Streptophyta, Magnoliopsida, Poales, Poaceae. The transcript is spliced from 14 exons. Bases 431 to 1510 code for a protein of 359 amino acids. Gene Ontology annotation, biological process: regulation of DNA-templated transcription. Gene Ontology annotation, molecular function: sequence-specific DNA binding; DNA-binding transcription factor activity. Gene Ontology annotation, cellular component: nucleus. The record is from RefSeq and is a predicted model, not a curated record.